UUGGACUGCGCAUGCGCCGUAGUCCAACGUCCCUUCAGGCGUCAGAUACGAUCUUACAGUUCGCUUAGUUCGCUGACGCCAUUGAUCAGCUUCACUAGCCGCUCUGCAGCUGUUUAGCUAACGGCAGUUAUCGAUCGCGACGUCGUGACAACCGCGGCGGCUUAUCGGCUCCGGGAAGGAGGAGAGCUCAACUGUGGACGAUGUUACCCGCCUUGCUGUGCGGGGCCGUGGUGUUUCCAGGACUUUUUCAGGGCUUCAGGAGGCUUCUGAGGUCCACUUUCACCCACUGGAGCGACGCAGACGUGGUUUGCGUCAGCGAGAGGCUGGUGUCCUCUGUCCAUGCAUGUUUGGCUACUGCAGCCGGAGUCGCAGUUGUCACCGCCUGCAAGGAUGUCAUGACCGACAGCCACUGGCUGGUUAACGGCUUCGCCUCGUUCGGCGCUCCCUACAUGGCCCACGACAUCUACGCCAUGUACCUGAGCCACUACUACACUCAGAAGGUCAAAGGUCACUCCGCUGCACUGGGUGGCCACUCUCUUCGGAUGGCGAGGGCCUUCUUCGCCAAGGACCGGAUGCUGGUGAUCCACCACCUGGUGCUGCUGCUCUUCUUCCUGCCCGUCACUCUGUUUUUCCGACGGGGGCUGGGCGACUUCUUCAUCGGCUGCUUCUUCAUCGCAGAGUUCAGCACGCCUUUCGUGUCCAUGGGAAAGAUCCUGAUCCAGCUGGGCCUCGAUGACACCCGUCUGCACCGAGUCAACGGCGUUGUGGUCCUCCUGAGCUUCUUCGUCUGUCGCAUCCUCGUCUUCCCCUUCAUGUACUGGUCCUACGGCCGGCAGUUUGGGAUCCCGCUCCACAGGGUGCCCUUCCACCUGCCGCCGCACUGCAACGUGGGUAACCUGGCCGUCCUGGCCCCCCAGGUGUACUGGCUCCUCCUGCUGCUGAAGAAAGCCUACCGGCUGUACCGGAGAGGGAGGGGCAGGCCGAAGACGAGCUAAGUACUGGAGCCUCGUUCAUGUUUAAUAAAGUUUCAGAUUUCAUAAAUGACAAUCUUGUAAUAUUUUAUUUUAUAGUCAAACUUUUUACAGCCACGACUAAGUAUUCAUUUUUAUUUUCUUUCUUUCUUCGAUUAACUUUAUUUUCAGAUUAAUUCGACUGGCUCUUCAUUUUCUUAGUCGCUGCGUUGUGCUCUACAUCAUGUGAAUGUUAUGUUUUCUAAAUGAGAGAAUGCUUCUUGUACAAUAAAAUGAUCAUCUUUA
Molecule: messenger RNA, 1256 nt
Organism: Gasterosteus aculeatus aculeatus (three-spined stickleback)
Lineage: Eukaryota; Metazoa; Chordata; Actinopteri; Perciformes; Gasterosteidae
Product: ceramide synthase
Biological process (GO): lipid homeostasis
Cellular component (GO): endoplasmic reticulum; membrane
Source: RefSeq, a predicted model, not a curated record